Clonostachys byssicola is the source of this 882-nucleotide messenger RNA. NCBI's taxonomy places the organism in Eukaryota, Fungi, Ascomycota, Sordariomycetes, Hypocreales, Bionectriaceae. The record is from the annotation of a GenBank genome assembly.
AUGGCAGAACUUCGAUCAGCGGUUUACGUCGCCCCUCCAACCCUAGCAAUCCGACCGCCACCCGUUUCGGCUAGAGGAAACUGGUCUCCGAUCUCUUGCACUUUGAUAUAUUCAAACAAAGAGGCUGUACUCGUCGACACACCUAUUACUAUCAAGCAGACGGAAGAUCUCAUCCGCUGGAUCGAAAAGAUUGCCCCAAACCGCAAACUUUCCUAUAUAUACAUCACUCAUGGCCAUGGAGAUCACUUUUUUGGAAUUCCUCUUCUGCUAAGUAGCUUCCCCGAAGCAGUUCCAGUUGCCACUCCUGGAACUGUGAAGCACAUGCAGCAACAGAUCGAGGAGCCAUACUUCACCGAAACUUGGGGUUGUCGAUUCCCCGGCCAGAUUUUCCAGCCAUUCAAACUUGCGAAGCCACUGUUUAAUGGUCCCAACCCUGUCUUUAAGCUCGAGAACCGAUGGGAAUUACAGGCUAUUGAGUGUGGUCAUUCUGAUACACAUGACUCAACAGUCCUCUGGGUGCCAGACCUCAAAUUAGCCGUUUGUGGAGAUGUUGUGUAUGGACAAGUACACCAGAUGCUCUUCGAAGCAAACACAAAAGCGAAGCGAGAGGAGUGGAUUCGGGCUAUCGAGACGGUAGAGGCCCUGAAACCUGUAUAUGUGGUUCCUGGGCACAGACAGGCAGAGGAGAUUGAUGGCAUAUGGCAUUUAGCAGCAACCAAGAAGUACAUUGAAGACUUUGGUCGCGUGCUGGAGCGGGGCCCUGAGAAUGCGACGAAAAUUGUCGACGAUAUGAUGGAGCUCUAUCCAGAUCGCUAUAACCCAAAUGCUCUAAAGCUCAGUGCUGCUGGCGCAUUUUUGGUUUCGAAGGAGUCUAGAAUUUGA